AUGGCCCGUACAGACGUGAGCCCUGAUGACACGGAUAUCCCUGAUUCAGAGUCUGUGGAGCCUUAUGAUACUGAGGUCUCUGAUUCAGAUGCCGACUCUGAUCUUGAGAGUGUGGAAAGUCCCUUCAAGAGGCUUGUAAUCGCAGCAAGCGGAAGAAUCCCUAAAUACACUCACGACGAAAUCCAAAGAAUUGUUCAGGAAUGCGGCGCCAAAUUUAAAAAGUUGGAUAUGAGCGCAUAUACGCACCUCAUUACCACCGCCGGAUGGUACCACAGUCCAGCUGUUCCCGCCAAAAUCACGGAGGCUCAGCGAGUUAAAACCUGCGAUAUUGUCUCCAUUCACUGGUUGCUGGCUUCUUCCGAGGCUAAAAGGCCUCUUGCUACGAACGACUUCCUGAUCCGGAUGCUGGGUUCAAAACGCCCAGUACCAACCACUAGCAACUCCGUUUCCAAUCCAAGUCUCAAGCGCAAGCUGAGGUCCAGUUCAAUUGAGAGUGAAGGCCGGCGUACCAAAGGUGGAGCGGAUAUGGUUAUGGCCAAUCUUGACAAGCCUUUGGCUUUGGGUGAUAAGGAAAUUCCUGCUAACGGCAGAAAGGAGCCUGCAGUCUGGGUUGAUGAUGAGAAUGUGAUCUGGGAUGCCACAUUAGUCGAACUUUCGGCUCUGGAUGGGAUCACAGAUCCAGCGAAACCUUCGGCCAAGAUCAUCCGAAUUCAACUUAUCAUUGAUUCCCACGAAGAAACGUAUCACACCAUCAUUUGGGAGAUCUCUUCAGUCGAGACACCCACAGAUACCCGCAAAGGUGACGGCCGUCUGCUAUGCGCCAUUGCUGAAUUCGAAGCUGCUUUCAAAAGGUUCACCGGUCUCACCUGGGGUGAGCGUCAACAACAGCCGAAGAAAGGGAAAGCCAUUUUCAUUCCGCUUGGCAGCAGCGCUAGUCAAGGAAAGCUGGACUGGGGAGCGCGCAGUGCUCUCACCAAGUUUGCGAAUCUAGGAAAUUUACCCGCUGGCAAAACUCUCCCAUCGAAGCCGUCUGAAGUGGCCUGA
Molecule: messenger RNA, 1044 nt
Organism: Penicillium cataractarum
Lineage: Eukaryota; Fungi; Ascomycota; Eurotiomycetes; Eurotiales; Aspergillaceae
Exons: 4
Coding region: 1-1044 (347 amino acids)
Source: RefSeq, a predicted model, not a curated record